Raphanus sativus (radish) is the source of this 438-nucleotide messenger RNA. Its product is annotated as endochitinase At2g43580-like. NCBI's taxonomy places the organism in Eukaryota, Viridiplantae, Streptophyta, Magnoliopsida, Brassicales, Brassicaceae. Bases 1 to 438 code for a protein of 145 amino acids. The transcript has a single exon. The record is from RefSeq and is a predicted model, not a curated record. Gene Ontology annotation, biological process: chitin catabolic process; cell wall macromolecule catabolic process. Gene Ontology annotation, molecular function: chitinase activity.
AUGUUUCGUUUGCAUAUCUAUAUAUAUUGCAUAGACUUCUGCUAUAUAGAGGAGCUAAACGGAGCAUCACGUUCAUUUUGCAACCCGAGCAAUAGGCAAUAUCCAUGUGCACCGGGUAAGAGCUACCAUGGUCGUGGUCCGCUCCUACUAUCAUGGAACUAUAACUACGGACAGUGUGGCCAGAAUCUCGGUCUCGACCUUUUACGCCAGCCCGAGCUGGUCAGUAGUAACCCAAUUGUGGCCUUCAGGGCGGCUAUGUGGUUUUGGAUGAAGAGUGUGAGGCCUGUCCUGAACCAGGGAUUCGGAUCCACCAUAAGAGUUAUCAGCAGUUUGGAGUGUAACGGUGGUAAUUUAAAUGCAGUAAACGCAAGGAUUAAGUACUAUAGAGACUAUUGUGGACAGCUUGGUGUAGAUGCUGGUGCCAAUGUCACUUGCUGA